AUGGAUGUCAGCUCACUGAGUCUUGCCAGCCUUCUGGGAAUGCUCCUGACUCUGAUUUCAAUAGUCUCGUCUGCCCCGCCGCUACCCAUCGACGAGCAGUCCCUCCAGUCUGCCGCAUUUGAUCUUGCAGAAUCCCCGGUCACCGAGCACGCUUCCUUCGAGUCGCACUCGUCAGCACACAAAGACUCAGAUGUUGCUGAGGGCCUCGACCUUGCCCCUGACCUUCCUCACCCCCUGGUCCGUCGUGCCGACAGUAUCGAAGAUCUCUCCACCGCCAAUCCCUACAAGUAUGAGCUCUGCUGUGUGUAUGACUUCUGGAAGGAGUGCGACAUCCAGUUCACCUACAUCUGUCGCUCAGAAUACACUUUCAAAUGCAACCUCGACGGCAAGCUCACCUGGCGGAAGGAUAACGACGAGUGUCAUCAGCAAUGUGGCUGCUUCGAACCGGACGUAGUGAGUGGGGACACGACGACUCUUUCACGUCGUCAGGUCGUCGAGGCCGCGAGAUUGGAAGCCGCAUCACCAUUUGACUACGUCGACUACACCCGAAGAAUUCCUCGUGGUCGGGAAACUCGCACCACAGCAGGCGGAUUCGAGAUGGAUCUUGCCGCGAUUGCAUCUAUAGGUGGUCAUAAGUCACGGUCUGUCUCUUUAGAAGGGAGUGACAACAGUGACUUGGCCAUUGGCUCGCCCGAAAUCGUCAGCCGCGCCGCUUUACACAACUGGGCCCUUGCUUGCUGGGAUAGAGAAUACGUACCAGGAGGCGAGUGGCUGCAGGAGAAUCGCACGAGGACAGCACUCUGCACGUCACCGCCUUGGGGUUAUUCUUGCGACAGCAGUGGAACGACGACUUACCGGGUGCAGAACCAUGAAAUUUGUGAGAGACGCUGUGUAUGCAACAACAUGGACCCACGUCCACGCUGCAUUGAUACCAUCAAACAUAACUUCAUCCCUGGAUGCCCAGGUGUAGGCUCCCCUGGCCUUCGCCGCUCGAUUCCACUGGGGAUCGAAGCCAACACCUCUGAGCCUCAGCUGACUACAGACCUGGCCCUGUCUCUGGUUGGCGGUAAUGUAAAGCGUGCUGAGCUGCACAACUACGCCAUUGUUUGCGCGACAGGUUCAGAAGGAAGAUGGACCGCCAAUGCUACCUGGACUGCAUGGUGUACGCAAGCUCCAUAUUCCUAUAGUUGUACCAGCACCGGUGCAAAGUUCAAACUCCAGUUCCAGCAGUACUGCGAAAGCAAUUGCAUCUGUGUUGAUGUGGACCCGAAGCCUAGAUGCAUUCUUCUCGGUACCAGAGCGUACACACCCUGUCAGAAUGUGGACGGCUCGAAGCGAUCCCUAGAACUUCCAAACAACGAUGUAAAUAACUCUGACACCAACCCCGAAGGCACCAUCUCAGCUCUUAUGACCACUGCAACUGCCACACUCGACUCUGAGGCCGUCACUCAGGGCCCAGCCCCUGAGGAUGCCGCGUGGCACUUGUUUUGUGUUGGGCCAGACACUGAUGAAGAGAAGGCUGUCCACACCACGUACUGCGCCAGUGCCCCUCAAGCGUACUCGUGUGACACAUCUGGGCAGCCGGUAUCGCUCGAGGUUUCUUUGCGUUGCGACAGCCAGUGUUAUUGCGUUCCACGAGCCGAUGAAAAGGUUUCUGCGACCUGGGAGCUUCCUGGAGUCUCUGAUGCGGCUGGAGCGAGACCUGACCCCAGCAGAGCCCUUGCGAAGGAAUUGUCACAUGACAUUUUCGGAGAGCAUGAAGACAUCUCAACCGAAGAUGUGGGCACAGUACAACUAUUCGGCAGAGACGCUGAGGCUGGAGGUAUGUUUAAGCGACAUCUCUAUGCCCUCGUCUGCGAGCUCGACGGAGUGCGAGACUCUCAGAUCACCAAAGCCUGCGCGAGUGCUCCUCGAGGAUAUUCCUGCAAUCGCUACGGCCACUUGACAAGGGACCGAUACGACAAUUACUGCGACCAGCACUGUGCUUGUCAGUACAUGAACCUCUCCCCAGGAAGAAUGGGUGAGACCAUCAGCCUGCCCGACGGAGGACUUCCCGUACCUUGUGCAUGGUGCAAGCGAGGUGAUGAUGACACGGAGCCUACUGAUAGUUUGACGUCCAUCGAGUCCGACAAGUCAGCAGCGGUAAAUCACGAUGAGGUUUGGGUGCUCGACUGCUCUUCCGAGACCGGUGUCCAAGAUUUGGACCUGGUGAAACGCUGUGGUUUCGAGCUCGGGUCUUCCUGCAACGACCAAGGUGAGAUUCAUUCUGGACGGUCUGGAGAUGAUCCGGUGUGUGCGUCGCGUUGCUUCUGGUACCAGACGCCCGUGAUGUUAAGCGAAGGCUAG
Messenger RNA from Cyphellophora europaea CBS 101466, 2346 nucleotides. RefSeq lists its product as uncharacterized. The coding region runs from base 1 to 2346 and encodes 781 amino acids. The record is from RefSeq and is a predicted model, not a curated record. NCBI's taxonomy places the organism in Eukaryota, Fungi, Ascomycota, Eurotiomycetes, Chaetothyriales, Cyphellophoraceae. The transcript has 4 exons.